CUUAGGCAAAGGAAGAGAUCGAGGUCCUCGGGGAGAACCGACGGUGGGGCAGGGUCGGCCGGCCGGGUUGCCUCAGCCCCUGGGCCAGUUCCCAGUCCAGCCACAGGAUCAUCAGGCUUCCGGGCAGGCUCUUACCCAGAGCCCCCUCCCUGCCCUGGAAUUCACAGCAAGCGACAGCCCGUCUGGGAAGUGACAGGUGGGGAACUGACAAAGAAGGGCGCUGUGCUCUGCCAGGGGGCGGGAUGGGCCUCAGUCGAGUCUGCGGGGCUGCCUGCGUCUCCGUCGUGGGGAAUUCCCCUCCUGCCUAAAAGUCAGCCUGGCCCAGCUCUCCUUCCUGCAGAAGCGCAGCGAGCUGAGGAGCCUUCUCGGGUGGCAGCCCCGCUGCACAGACCCCGUCCUCCCCUGCCCUUCCCCAGCCAGGCGGGCACCACGGCAGGGGCUGAGCCACCAUCAUGGAAGGGAGAGGACCAUACCGGAUCUACGACCCUGGGGGCGGCGUACCUCUGGGCGAGGUGUCCGCAGCUUUUGAGCGCCUAGUGGAGGAGAAUUCCAGACUGAAGGAAAAAAUGCAAGGGAUAAAGAUGUUAGGGGAGCUUUUGGAAGAGUCCCAGAUGGAAGCGUCCAGGCUGCGGCAGAAGGCAGAGGAGCUGGUCAAGGACAGUGAGCUGCUCCCACCGCCGUCUCCCUCUUUGGCCUCCUUCGACCACCUGGCUGAGCUCACAGGAAAGGAUGCAGAUGUCCCAGCACCCCCCGCUGACCCUGCACACCCCAGCGACAAGCCAGAGCCAGUCCCCAAACCUCCAGCAAGUAGCACCUCCUCCGAAUUUGAAGUGGUCCCUGCCGAGGGGCAUUCUUCACCAGAGAGCGGCGGCCACACCAGAAAUACCAUGGAGCUGGGCCCCCUGCCCCACGAGGACAGCAACCUGAUGCUGCACCUGCAGCGCCUGGAGACCACCCUGAGCGUGUGCGCCGAGGAGCCUGACCACAGCCAGCUCUUCACGCACCUGGGCCGCAUGGCCCUCGAGUUCAACCGGCUGGCUUCCAAGGUGCACAAGAAUGAGCAGCGCACCUCCAUCCUGCAGACCCUGUGUGAGCAGCUUCGGAAGGAGAAUGAGGCCCUGAAGGCCAAGCUGGACAAGGGCCUGGAACAGCGGGAUCAGGCUGCUGAGAGGCUCCGGGAGGAAAACAUGGAGCUCAGGAAGUUGUUGAUGAGCAGCGGCAAAGAUGGUGCCUCCAGAUGGCCAGGCUCACCAAAGACGGAAGGCACGGGCAAGAAGGGGGCAGCCGCACAGCAGCAGGCUGGUGUGACAGCAGGUAAAGUCCCAGAGGUGGGAGCCUUGGGUGCUGCUGAGAAGAAGGUGAGGAUGCUGGAGCAGCAGCGCACAGAGCUGCUGGAAGUGAACAAGCAAUGGGACCAGCAUUUCCGGUCCAUGAAGCAGCAGUAUGAGCAGAAGAUCACUGAGCUGCGCCAGAAGCUGGCGGACCUGCAGAAGCAGGUGACUGACCUGGAGGCCGAGCGGGAGCAGAAACAGCGCGACUUUGACCGCAAGCUCCUCCUGGCCAAGUCCAAGAUAGAAAUGGAGGAGACCGACAAGGAGCAGCUGACAGCAGAGGCCAAGGAGCUCCGCCAGAAGGUCAAAUACCUGCAGGAUCAGCUGAGCCCACUCACUCGGCAGCGGGAGUACCAGGAAAAGGAAAUUCAGCGGCUCAACAAGGCCCUGGAGGAAGCACUGAGUAUCCAGGCCUCCCCAUCAUCUCCAGCAACAGCAUUUGGGAGCCCAGAAGGAGCUGGAGGCCUGCUAAGGAAACAGGAACUGGUCACACAGAAUGAAUUGCUGAAACAGCAGGUGAAGAUUUUUGAGGAGGACUUCCAGAGGGAGCGCAGCGACCGGGAGCGUAUGAAUGAGGAGAAGGAAGAGCUGAAGAAGCAGGUGGAGAAACUGCAUGCCCAGCUAAAAGCCUUCAAAGAUGAGGAAAGGGCGAAAGAUGCCCUGAGACAGCAGAAGAGGAAAGCAAAGACCUCGGCAGACCGCUACCACGUGGAGACCCACCCGGAGCAUCUCUACGGGGCCUACCCCUACGCCUACCCGCCCAUGCCCCCCGUUGUGCAACACCGUGGCUUUGAGGACUGGUCCCAGAUCCGCUACCCGCCUCCCCCCACGGCCAUGGAGCACCCACCCCCGCUUCCCAACUCACGCCUCUUCCACCUGCCAGAAUACACCUGGCGGCUGCCAUGUGGAGGGAUACACAAUCAGAGCUCCCAAGUGAUGGGCUCACCCACGGCCAGGCCUACGGAACCAGAGCCCACCAAAAAUGACCGUGAGGGACCUCAGUGAAACCAGUCCAUUGGCUCCACCUUCGUCUUGCAGAGCCAGCUGACUUCAGCUUACUGGAAAACUAGAGGCCAUGGGCUCUCCGAGCCUCAGCCACUCGGGAGGCUGAGAUGGAUGGCCAGCUUGAGCCCUGGCCCCAACCUGAACUGUUUAGAGACUGGGGAGGCUCCAUCCAGAAGGCGUCCAUCUGGGCCUUUCCUUUGGAGUGACUGGGAAAAACUCACUACUCUGCCACUGGGUGGAGACAAGUGUCAUCCGGCCUUGACCUACCAUCCUCUGCAGAAACUGCUGGCAGAUGUUAAUCUCAAGUCGGGUGCAGUCAAGACCCCUUCCUUUCACAACUUCCCCAGAAGUGGUUCAGCAGCCCCUCUGGGGACCACAUUCAGUUCAUGUGUGUGUUUAAUUUUUGCUUCAAGCUCUGCAGUAGCAGGACCUGCCCCACGCACAUCCCCUCCCACUCUGAGGAGCUGCGGGAAGAGCGGGUUUGCCUCUGGGAGCAGAAGAGACAGGAUGCUCUCCUCCUGGGCCCUCCACUUCCGCCCAUGGCAGCCUUGCCAGCACCACUGCAGCCUGGGAUGAAGCCCAUGCCAGCCACAUCGGCUGAGGGGCCCCAGCCUGAAGCUGCCAGGCCCUCAGCUGGAGGCUUGUGGUGCUGGAGGCCCGGUUUGGGGUGGCUAUUGAUCCCCGGGCAGCUGUUUGCACGAAUCUUGGACAUAAAUCCAAGUUGAAGAUUAA
This is a messenger RNA of Mesoplodon densirostris (Blainville's beaked whale), 3068 nucleotides long. It is a transcript of the gene TNIP1, whose product is annotated as TNFAIP3 interacting protein 1. The record is from RefSeq and is a predicted model, not a curated record. The transcript has 18 exons. Lineage: Eukaryota; Metazoa; Chordata; Mammalia; Artiodactyla; Ziphiidae. Gene Ontology annotation, biological process: cellular response to lipopolysaccharide; regulation of transcription by RNA polymerase II; negative regulation of canonical NF-kappaB signal transduction. The coding region runs from base 453 to 2336 and encodes 627 amino acids.